CCUCUCUCUCUCUCUUCUCUCUCUCUCUACCUCUCUGUCAGCUCGCAGCCGAGCGAAUCUCGCGCACUUCUCCGGGGAAUAGUACUCGAGGAAUCGGCAGCGCCGGAAGUCGAAGAGCGGAGCCGCCGGCGACACUCUCCGGCAAUGUGCACCUCACGCGCCGCCACCGCCCUGCUCGUCUCCCUGCUCGUGAGCUCGGCGAUAUCGGUCCUCGUCUCUGCUCAGGGAUCUACCUCUAGUCCAUGGCAAACUCUCUCUGGCAAUCCACCUUUAGUCAUUGCAAAGGGUGGAUUUUCAGGGAUCUUUCCGGAUUCUAGCUCUGCAGCCUACAGUUUGGCAUUGAUCACAAGUGUACCUGAUGUGGUAUCAUGGUGUGAUGUCCAAUUAACAAAAGAUGGGGCUGGCAUAUGUGCUCCAAGUGUCAAGUUGGAUAACUCUACUGACAUUUCAAACAUUUUCAAGGAUCAGAGUAGAACAUACUCUGUUAAUGGCAUGGAUACUCAAGGAUGGUUCUCCAUUGAUUUCACCCUGAAUGACCUUGCUAACGUCGUCUUAACUCAAGGAAUUUAUUCUCGAACUAAUAAGUUCGAUGGCAAUCUCUUUCCAAUACUCACAGUCCAAGACAUGUUCAGUCAGGUGAAACCGCCUGCGUUAUGGUUGAAUAUUCAGCAUGACAUGUUCUUCACACAACAUAACUUGAGCAUGAGAAGCUUUGUGAUUGCCACGUCUAAAAGUGUAAUUAUCAAUUAUAUCUCAUCACCAGAAGUGGAUUUCUUAAGAAGCAUUGCUGGACGAGUCAGCCCCACCACAAAAUUGAUCUUCAGGUUUAUGGGAAAAGAUGUUCUUGAGCCUUCAAUUAACCAGACAUAUGGUUCUCUGUUGAAGAAUCUUACGUUUGUCAAGACAUUUGCUUCUGGGAUACUAGUACCAAAGGUUUAUAUAUGGCCUGUUGAUGGCAGUAACUACUUGCAAGCUCAUACCUCUCUCGUUUCAGAUGCUCAUAAAGCAGGACUCACAGUUUUUGCAUCUGAUUUUGUAAAUGAUGUUCCUCUUAGCUACAAUUACAGUUUCGAUCCUGUGGCUGAGACUCUAUCUUACGUUGACAAUGGUGCAUUCUCCGUAGAUGGUGUGAUCACUGAUUUCCCGAUAACUUCAUCCGCAGCCAUUCGUUGUUUUGCCCAUCCAAGCAAAAAUAGUUCAGUACAAGCUAAGCCGCUGGUUAUCUCGUUCAAUGGGGCAAGUGGUGAUUAUCCUGGUUGCACUGACUUAGCAUAUUCAAAAGCUAUUCAAGACGGGGCUGACAUUAUCGACUGUCCUGUUCAAAUGUCGAAGGAUGGAAUCCCUUUUUGCUUGAGCUCCGCAAAUCUUAUAGAUAGCAGUAAUGUUGCAACAACAAAGUUUCGCAACCUUAUGACAACAGCUCCAGAGAUUCAGUCAGGGACUGGAAUAUUCAGUUUUAGCCUCAACUGGAGUGACAUCCAGACAUUGACUCCGGCAAUUGCAAGUCCGUAUUCGCAGUUCAAAAUAUUCAGAAAUCCAGCCAAUAAAAAUGCUGGAAAGUUCCUAUCGUUGUCGGAAUUUCUUGUCUUGGUGAAAAAUUCUUCCGUAUCUGGCGUCUUGAUCGGCAUAGAGAAUGCUGCCUACCUUGCCGAAAAGCAGUCAUUGAGCGUAACUGAUGCUGUCCUUGCUGCUUUGAGUAAAGCUGGUUUCAGUAAUCAGACAGAAAAGGUCAUGAUUAAAUCCACCAACAGCUCUGUUCUGAUGAAUAUCAAAGAGAAUGCCAAUUAUAAGCUUGUGUAUGAGGUUGAUGAGAACAUUCGUGAUGCCAAUAACGAUACUGUUCUGGACAUUAAAAAAUUUGCUGACUCUGUGGUUGUCAUGAAGAAUUCUGUCUUCCCGGAAAAUCAGUUCUUUCUUACUGGUAUCACAGAUGUUGUGACAAAGCUCCAUGCCUUCAAGCUCCCUGUUUAUGUGCAAACAUUCAGCAAUGAAUUUGUGUCCCAAGCAUGGGAUUUUUUCUCAGAUGCCACUGUUGAGGUGAACUCUUUUGUUGUGGGAGGUGACGUCGAUGGUGUGAUCACUGAUUUCCCCAAGACUUCUGCUUCAUACAAGAGAAACAAAUGUUUAGGCUCGGCUGCCCCUCCCUACAUGAGUCCUGUUCAGCCUGGCAGUCUCAUGCAGGUGAUAACUACUCCAAUGUUACCACCUGCUCAAGCUCCAUACCCUGUCCUGAUCGAGUCGGAUGUAGAUGAGCCACCAUUGCCAGCCGUAAAACUGCCUUGGCUCCCGCUUCAAUAGGUGGGUCCACUGCACCAGUGCCAACACAGCCGAAAAGUGGCCAACCUAAACUCCCUGCUAGUAUCUUCCUUUCGAGUCUAGUGAUGCUCCUCCCGACGUUGUUUCUACUUUGAAAUUCUGUUCGGCAACUGGUGACUCGAGGCCAUCUUCGAUUUUGCCAUUUCAUUAAGCGGAUUUUCGACUGUGCUGGAGGUCUUACUGCAUGUUUAUGGAGCCAACUAUCGGAGAUUUUCCCACUUUUGACUUGAAGCAGUGAGUUACAUUUAUUACUUCCAUGGAUUAGGUAGAUUCAUUUUUCUUGUAAUUCGGAAACGUUUUCCUCUGAGGUACAUGCUUAUUUUUAUUGCUCUUUUUCUUCUUUUUUUUUUCAUUUUCCUUUUGUAAAGAGAUCAUUCUCGUGUAAUUAGUAUUAUGAACACCGAUUGUUUUAGCCCGCUAUUUUGCAUGCAUUUAAUUCAUCAUCUGCUAUUGGAUCUAAA
This is a messenger RNA of Eucalyptus grandis, 2777 nucleotides long. RefSeq names its product glycerophosphodiester phosphodiesterase GDPDL3. Lineage: Eukaryota; Viridiplantae; Streptophyta; Magnoliopsida; Myrtales; Myrtaceae. Bases 145 to 2298 code for a protein of 717 amino acids. The transcript is spliced from 9 exons. The record is from RefSeq and is a predicted model, not a curated record. Gene Ontology annotation, molecular function: glycerophosphodiester phosphodiesterase activity. Gene Ontology annotation, biological process: lipid metabolic process.